Molecule: messenger RNA, 366 nt
Organism: Apiotrichum porosum
Lineage: Eukaryota; Fungi; Basidiomycota; Tremellomycetes; Trichosporonales; Trichosporonaceae
Gene: MPC2
Product: Mitochondrial pyruvate carrier 2
Exons: 3
Coding region: 1-366 (121 amino acids)
Biological process (GO): pyruvate import into mitochondria
Cellular component (GO): mitochondrial inner membrane
Molecular function (GO): pyruvate transmembrane transporter activity
Source: RefSeq, a predicted model, not a curated record
AUGUCCGGCCAGGUCUCCUCGGCAGCCUCCAACGUCGCCGCGUCGCGGUUCCAGGCGUUCAUGAACCACCCAGCGGGUCCCAAGACCAUCUUCUUCUGGGCCCCCAUGGCCAAGUGGUCGCUCGUCAUUGCUGGUCUCAAGGACCUGGGCCGUCCUGCGGACAAGCUCUCGCUCUCGCAGAACCUUGCCCUCGCCGCUACUGGCUUCAUCUGGGUGCGCUACUCCCUCGUCAUCACCCCCGUCAACUACUCGCUCGCCGCCGUCAACUUCUUUGUCGGCUCAACGGGUAUGGCGCAGCUCUACCGCAUGUGGGACUUUAAGAGGAACAACCCCGAGGCGGCCAAGCUUGCCAAGGAGGUGCUCUAG